GACAAAGUCACGUGACAACCGCGCGUUCAGUCCGGUUGUGAUGGGUCGUGUCGGCCACUGACGCGGUAGUGGGUCCCCAGCGACUGUGGUCCCCACCUGCCGGUCAGCUGACUUCCCCAAAGGCUUCGACAUGCUGCGAGAGAGCAACGGCUCAGGGGCCUACAGCAGCGAUCCUGAAGAGGACGAGGAGGAGGAGGAGGAAGAGGAAGAGGACAUGACGUUUGGGGAGACCGAUCCGGACGCGAUGGCGGAGGAGAUGAUGGAUCUAAGCGACCUCCCCGCGGCGCUCUUUGCAUGCAGCGUCCGUGAAGCUGUGUUCGAAGAGCACGGACACAGGAGCCUCGUUGAGCCCUGAGUUGUGUGUCGAGCCCGUUCCCCGGCUGCUUCUCCGAGUUAUUUCUGAGGAGAGCGAAGCCGGCAGACCGGCAUCCAAAUCAAUUGUUGCCGGUUGUCAUUCACAGAAAAGGACGAUUGACAGAAUGUUUCUCUGCACUUGUCUUUCGCUGUUGUUACUUUGCCGGAAAAUUCAAUUUGUUUUUCUUUGCUUCUCGUUUGUUCCUGUUUUUCUUUUGAUGCUUCAUUUGUUCCUUUCUCCCUCAAGUGUUUUCUCUGCCUGUCAUUGAAGUUCGUCUUCGUGUGCAUCUCACUCUCUUUGCCUAUCUCUGUCUCCGUCAUGUUGCUUAUUGAUGACCGAUACCCAAGUUAUUGGCGUCUGGGGGCCUGUGAUGUGUGAUCUGUUGCACUGGUGGCUUGUCUGAAAUAGAUACGGAAGCUAAAGCAUAACUCUCUGUCUCCCUUUUCAUUUUGUAUGCUUCUGAAUCGUCCUUUAAAGUUCAAUUGUUCUCAUAAUUGUUCUUUUUCUUCUAAUGCACCUUAAAUGAGUGAAUAAUAGAGAUCCUGUUUCCCUCUUUGUUGGCCUGCAUCCGUAAAUGGUCCCCGCUUCCUCUCAGAGUGCGGCGCUGUGUCCGGAGCCCUGGGACCACCACGGGUCCUUCCCCGCCGCUCCUUUUUCUUCUUCUUCUUUUUUGUU
Pseudoliparis swirei is the source of this 1030-nucleotide messenger RNA. RefSeq names its product regulator of calcineurin 3 (gene rcan3). The record is from RefSeq and is a predicted model, not a curated record. Lineage: Eukaryota; Metazoa; Chordata; Actinopteri; Perciformes; Liparidae. Bases 131 to 355 code for a protein of 74 amino acids. The transcript is spliced from 3 exons.